AAUGCAUAUAAGCAGCAUAGCGAAUUCUGUGGCAAGAAGAAGGAAAUAAAAAUGUCAAAAAACAUGGAAGCAGGUCCGUAGCUGCAGUGUUCUUAGGUUGGAAAAAUCGAUUUUUAACCCGGAAAAGUGCAACAAAACUGGACUGGAACUGUCGGAAUCGGUGCGUGGGAAUAUGGAACGUUUCGCAAUCAAUAUUCUGCACAAGCAGAUCUACAAAAUUUGCCGUUUGUGUGGGGUAGAUAAUCCGAUCAAAUAUCCCAUUAUCGAUGAGAACGAGACCGUGAUAGUCGGCGACGACGAUGAAGCGACGCUAGUAAGAAAAAUCGAGGAAUGUGUUGGUAUACAGGUCAGCAAAGACGAUCGAAUGCCGCAAAAUAUCUGCUCCCUGUGUGUGGAUAAGAUCAAUGACUUCUUCGAGUAUCGAUUGAUGUGCGCAGCGACCAACCUUCAAACUAGGACCAUUUUGAACUUACCCUUGGUAGACCCAACAAGGAAACUGAUUCCCGUCAGUGAUAAUAAGAAAAUAGACCUUAAGGAGGACGUCAAAAAGGUGGUCGAAGCAGCCAGCACCAGCGGUGUUAGCAGUACUAGCUCCAGUAAAAAAGGAAAAAAGCGGCGUGCUGCUUCGUCUCCGUCUCCGUCACCGGCUCCCAUUACUAGGGUUAAAGCAGCGGCAGAUAUCGUUAAGGAUGAACCAGUUCCAGUGACACCAGUGAAGGCGCUUACAAAGAAAGAAAGACUCAAACAACAGCAGCAGAUAAUUCAACAGAAGGAAAAAGACGAUAAGAAGAAAAAGGAGGAUGAAAAGAAGAAAAAGGAGGAUGAUCGGAAGAGGAAGGAUGAGGACAAAAAGAAAAUUAAAGAUGAAGAUAAGAAGAAAAAGGACGAAGUGGUAGAAAGUUCAUCGGAUCCCAAAAUUACCCGAUCUAAACGCAAGGAAACUUCUCCGGCCAGAGAAGGAGACAAGGUAGAACUAAGUGUCCCCGUACCGAAGAAAAUCAAAUUCGAACACCCGUGCUCGUAUUGCUCGGAUGAGUUUAAGACACAAACCGAGUUGGACGAACAUUUGGGGUCAAAACAUAUACCCAUUGUGCGGAAGUUUGGUUGUGGAUCCUGCGGUGAGACUUUUGAGUCGAUUCUCGAGUUCAAGGAUCACAAUUUGUGGCAUCAGUUAACGCGUACUAUGUACACUUGCUUCAAGUGCAAACGAAAAUACGAUAAAAAUACAGCCCUAGUCAAGCACUGCUCGUUGAACGCCUGUGGACGUGUUUCUCGUGGACGCCCACCAACAAUUAAGCCGGAUGUUCAGUGUCGCUUGUGUAACAAAAAAUUCAAAACUCAAAAUCUAUACGAAUGGCACAGUUGUUUCUUGAAACCGAAAGGUAACUGUCCAAAAUGCGGCAAAUUUUUCGUCAAAAAGGCAGUUCUUACUCGUCAUUAUAUGAUGUUCUGCACUGGAACGCUUCCCAUAUCGGAACCGGUAGUUAUUCCGAAGGAAGAGCCAAUCGAUACUACCGACAAGAACGCAACUGGUGUUGCAGCAGGAGCCGCUGCCAUUGCGGAACGGCGAACCCGUCGUUCUGCAGUAAUUGAACCCGAAUUGCCAAAAGAAGAACGUGAAAUUCCUUUCCCACCCCCGCUUGAGCUUGCUCAAGAUGUUGCUCCCUCUGGCAGCAAAAAGAAAGUGAAAAGCAAGGAAACAUCUAAAGAUUCGGGUGAAGCUUCUUCCCCCGCACUGGAACCGGCCAAAAUUGCUUCUCUUCUGCAUUCCGGGGCGAAGCUGGGUCGAGAUACGGAUAUUGCUACUAUCAAUAACUUGCUUAGUUCCGUAACAGAAGCCAUCGCCAGUCUGUCGGAGGCGAAAGCCAAGAAGAAAAAGAAAAGGAAGGAUAAAAAUAAAGAAAAGGAACGAGUGGAGGAGGAACCUGCACGGGAAGAAACUCCAAGACCGUUGGAAAGUCCUGCGUCUGUAGUAACACCUGUGUUGGACGAGAAAAGUGAGGAAGAACGACAGGCUGAAGCAUUGGCCCUGGAAGUAUGUGAAAUGACUUUGGAUCAGCAGUUGGCGUUCUGUGCCGGAAAGCAGCCGAUGGUGGUGUUGGCUAAAACCCAAUUCAAACAGGAAUGCACAGAAAUCGAUACGGAACCUUCUAGAUUACAAGAGCCAGUGGAUGAGGAAAAUAGCGAUGACCAUAGUGUUGAUGACAAUGCUAACGAUUUUUCCGCUUUUCAAGAAGAAGAUGAUGACCAAUCGGAGCAGCAAAUUUUACAAACUAAAGAAGCACAACAGGAUCCAGAACAAGAUCAAAAAGAGGAGGAAAAUGAAACAGAAGAAAGUACAGCAUCACGAGAACCGGUGGCAGAAGAGGAGGACAUUCCUUUCCCAAUGCCUAUUAAACAAGAGUUAGAGGAAGAAUCUCAUGAAGAGGAUAAAUCACCCGAACCCGAAACUUCUGAACCCGUAACACCUAUCGCUCCGAUUGUACAACAAAAAGAGUUCCUAGUCGAUGAACAAUUGGCUGUUAAAAUAAAGAAGGAACCCGGUUUAGAAGAAGAGCUUGAACCGCCUGUAAAACGCAAACGACCGAAAUCUCGUUCGUCAGAUCCGACGGAAGCUGUAAGUCAAACUAGCUCUCCAAAACCUACGAUAAUUCUCAAAAUUAAAAAGGAAAAAGGUUUAUUGAACGCCUCAAUGGAACCCUCAAAAGACAUUCGAACAAUUUUGCUGGAUGACGAUGAGAACGCAGACGCAGUAGCUGUUAAAAGCAACAAAGGUACUAGAGUCUACAAGAAGCCCGAUAUUUUAGCCGUUAAAAUAAAGCAAGAGAAAGUGGAUCCAGCGUACGACCGACAGGAACAGAAUGUCCAACUUCCACUGGGAGUCCAGAUCAAGCAAGAACCCAUCGAUCAAAGCGAGCAAUCGUUCGUUAAUCCUGAAGAAGAUUUGGCAGAAGAGAACAUUCUGGCUAAACCACCGAAAAAGAAGGCUCGCUCGAUGAAGGUUCAAGCAAAAUCUUCCUCCCCCGUAAUCGCAUUUGAUGGUGUUCGUAUUAAGCAGGAAAAAUCGGACAUUUCCGUACAGCCUACGGUUCAAGCUGGUGAGAAGAAGAAAAAAUCUAAAAUCAAAAUCAAUCCGUUUGCACUUCUCAAGCAGAGAAUGGCAGCCGAAGCAGCUGCCAAAAGUGCUGCUGCUAUAGAUGUUCAACCUGCCAAACCCGUACAAUCGCCCUCUCCACUGCCAGUGAUUACCAACGUAGUUGGCAAUGCCCCUCCUGCUGCAUCUUCGUCGUCAUCGAAAAGUUCAUCACCAGCGUCGGUGGAUGAAACGACAGAAACACAGCGAAUCGUUCCGAUAAUUGCACGUGUCACCUCGAUAGCCACGGAGCCCGCCGAAGAAUUUCCCAUGCCGAUAAAGCAGGAAUCUGUUGACGAUGAAGAGGAAGCGGAAGAAGAUAAACAAGAAGAACAGGCAAACGAGCAGCAAAUGGAAGAUGAUUUUCCUAUGCCUAUUAAGGAAGAAGCUCCCGAUACUGUUUCUGAAGAACUAACUCCACACGAAGAAGAAGAACCUGAGUUUCCCAUGCCAAUCAAAGAAGAGCCAACUGAAGCUCAGUCGGCAGAUUCAUCUGAGUCUAUAGAGCCACAAAAAGAGCUGGAAGAGGAAGAUUGCCCAGAAAAACCUAUGGCUGAAACCCCGGAAAAGGUAGCUGAAGAGGAAAUAGAUAAACACAACGGCGAUUGUGAUGAUGGUGAUAAUUUAAUAAAGGCCAACAAAACUGACGAUGAAAAUGAACCGGUAUCGACUCCAGACUCUGAAAAGGAAGACGAUCUUUUAAAUGUUAAAGAAGUAGAAGGUAAGGAUGAGUCCUGUUUGGAACCAGAGAAUUCAACAUCACCCAUAUCCGAUAUUCCUAUAGAUGAAUACGAUCAGAAUUCGGAGAGUAGACAGUUUCCGGAAGUCAAUGAAGUUUUGUCUGGGGAGAAGGAAUCUUCGGUCAAAGACGAGUUGGAACUAGUGAAAAAGGUGUUGGAAGAAAGUUUGCCCGUAUGUGAGAUUGGAGCGAUUGAAACGGGCACAACCCCUAGUACUUCCAGCAGCGAGACGUUAGAAAAAGUCGAAACUUCACAAAAGCCAGAAUCGAACGAGUUCACGGAACAAGUAUCUGGCUCUGAGCCAACCCCAUCACAGUCCGAUUUCGAAGAAUUGCAAAAUUUACUGACUGAAGGUCUGAAGCCAACAGAUCUUAACUAUGCGUCCUCCAGUGCGGUUGAGACCACUACGAAUGGUUCCAGCGCGGAAGGUUUGGAGGACGAACUUGACAGUUUGUUGAACAACAAACUCGAGGAAAUCUCGGACCAGUUGAAGCAUCCACAAGACUCAGCUAGCGCUGCUACCGCUCCUGAUGAGGACAUUAGUUUAGCAUUCGAACGGGAGCUACUGCAUGAAAUGAUGCCGCUUCAACAAAAACGGCAGAACGACGGCAGAACCGACGCCCAAACAACGGAAGUGAGUUCGAUGUCGACACUUGACAGUAGACUGUUAGAUGCAGAAAAAAAUCCGCAGGCAGGUGAGGGCGGACCGUCGUAAGAACCGAAGAGUUUUUCCUUCUAAAACGUAUUUAUAGACGAACGAAAUUACUCACUCAUCAGCUAGGACAUAGUGUUUUAUUUUUAUUAGACUCUGAUUUUAGUCGAGCUUUUUUAGAGUAACUUUCUUCCAUGAAACUGUUUUGAGCGGUGAAGUUUUUUUUUUUUUUGGUCGCAAAAAAAGGCAUUCGAUUUAUUGCUUAUGUUGGCAAACUUUCUUGACAGUCCAAUCAUACUUGAUUUGUAAACAAGUAAUAAAAAACAGUGAAUUUUCGCAGUUGAGUAAGAGAUUGUAUGUGGAUUUAGGA
Messenger RNA from Wyeomyia smithii (pitcher-plant mosquito), 4895 nucleotides. RefSeq names its product titin-like. Gene Ontology annotation, cellular component: nucleus. The transcript is spliced from 3 exons. Bases 173 to 4588 code for a protein of 1471 amino acids. The record is from RefSeq and is a predicted model, not a curated record. NCBI's taxonomy places the organism in Eukaryota, Metazoa, Arthropoda, Insecta, Diptera, Culicidae. Gene Ontology annotation, molecular function: zinc ion binding; RNA polymerase II transcription regulatory region sequence-specific DNA binding; DNA-binding transcription factor activity, RNA polymerase II-specific. Gene Ontology annotation, biological process: regulation of transcription by RNA polymerase II.